AUGUCCUCCGACGCAUCAUGGAACUUCUUUGGUCCUCUAAUGACCGAGUACUCCUCUAUCGUUAACCUGAUCUCUCUUGUCUGUCUCGGCCUUGGACUUAUGCUAUUCAUACCUGUUCUUCUUCUCGUGAUCUUCGACCUCUUCCUUUGGAUGUGGAGGAAUAUCAGUAAUACGAACCCACCCUCGACUUUCGAUUCCGAACCCGAUAGCGUUGUCACUACGAACCCACAUGCUGCUGCAAUAGCAACAGGAAUAGACAAAGCGUCGCUUUAA
Molecule: messenger RNA, 273 nt
Organism: Fusarium proliferatum ET1
Lineage: Eukaryota; Fungi; Ascomycota; Sordariomycetes; Hypocreales; Nectriaceae
Exons: 2
Coding region: 1-273 (90 amino acids)
Source: RefSeq, a predicted model, not a curated record